This is a messenger RNA of Prosopis cineraria, 3760 nucleotides long. Its product is annotated as ubiquitin carboxyl-terminal hydrolase 15. Gene Ontology annotation, biological process: protein deubiquitination. The transcript has 15 exons. Gene Ontology annotation, cellular component: cytosol; nucleus. The record is from RefSeq and is a predicted model, not a curated record. Gene Ontology annotation, molecular function: cysteine-type deubiquitinase activity; cysteine-type endopeptidase activity. The coding region runs from base 492 to 3464 and encodes 990 amino acids. NCBI's taxonomy places the organism in Eukaryota, Viridiplantae, Streptophyta, Magnoliopsida, Fabales, Fabaceae.
UCUUUUUUUGGGUCUCACUGAUGAGAUCUUGCAAAUCCCAAAUGAUAAAAAUAAAAGGUACAGCAACAGGGUGCUAAGUUCUGAGAGUGAAGCGGACGCUGCAGGGAACCAAGCUGUUCGUGGGGAAGUCUGGCUUCGGAAUCAAAGAAUCUUUUGAAGGAGGAGGAGGUGAAGACACUGGGCGCACCGAGUUUUCCUGUGGAUUUCGCUCUGGUUGCAUUAUUGGGUACCUGGUGAGCGGUCGUGAUAAAUAUUUCUGAUUAUUCGUUGUGUUUUUGAUGAACGAUUGAUUUCGUGAUGUGAAAGAAUUCUCAGGCCUGGAAUCUUUAAUGAGUCCAUCAAAUUUAAGGACCAAAAACUUGACAGGUUUGAGUGGUGGUCCAUGACUUGUAUUCCCUUGAAGUUGCUGUUCAUCUGGAUGUCAUUUACUUCGACUCAUUUUUUGAUAAGUGAUUUACGGCGAAACUGGACAUGAGUAAGCUGGUGGGGACAUGCUUGAACCGCGUGAAUCUGAUAUACCUGCCCUGUUUGUGGUUUUAGUUGUACUUCCUUUGGUUGCUUAUUUCUUACUUGGAAAAUGGAGUGAGGCUGCGAAGAAGAGAGAUAGAAUAUCUUUACUCGCACAACUGGCUGCUGAAGAAGCUAGCAGAGUAGAAGAAAUGGCUAUUUCUGAUGUCAUUCCUCCUAUUUCUUCUACAAAGAUUGGACAUCAUGCGUGUGCUAGUUGUUCGGCCCCGGCAAAAACCCGGUGCUCCAGAUGCAAGACUGUUAGAUAUUGCUCUGGGAAUUGUCAAAUAAUUCAUUGGAGGCAAGUUCACAAGCAUGAAUGUCAAAUUUUGGAAACUCAUAAAUUAAACUCAUCUCCUCUAGCUGUUUCAGUCGAUGAAUUCAGUCAUGAGAGUGGCUUAUGUUAUGAAAAUAUGAACUCUCAGUUCUUUGCUCAUAAUUUGGUGAAUGCUUUGAAUGAGAACUCGCCUUCAGACAAUUUGGUCCACCCUCCAAUUGGCAUCGUUUCUUCUGCUAUGGGAAAGUGUGCUCUCUUUAAUAAUUCUCAUGUCUCCACCCAUGAGAGAAGAACUCCCCAUAAAUCCAAUAGAGAAUUGCGUAGAAAAAACAGUGAGACCACAUAUGAUUCUUCUACUAAUUCUUCUGGAUGUAACGCCACCAGUCAUCCCUCUUCCAUUGUGGCAUCAAAAGAGGUGUUUAUGAGACAGAAGUUAGAAAAUAAUGACUGUGCUGUCAAGGAAGAUGAAAAUUCUAAGGUUAAUGCUAGUGAGGUCUAUGUAAAGGAACAAAAUCCCUCGAGGAGCAUGAUGCUUGAGGAUGAUAAUUAUCAAAAUCAAAUUGGACAUGCUUUUAACACAAGAAACGAUCAGGGAUACUCAAGUUCAUCAAAUGUAGAAGUCAUUGGUGAACUGUUAGAUCAAUUUCAAAUAGAUGAUGCUACCAGUGGAGGACAAGUUGUCAAGGGGGUAAAUCGUCCUGAUGAUGAAGUAGAACAAGCCAAAUGCUCAUCUGAAAUGACAGUCAAAGGAAGCAUAAAAGCUAAAAAAUCAACCCACCCUCCCAAGACUAAAUGUUCUAAAUCAACAUUGAAGGCAUCAGUCGAUUUAUUUUGCUCAGAAAUGGAGAUGGAAGGGCAAACUGCUGACGAACCAAUUUCAGGGAUCAGGGACCCCAUACCUUCACUGGGUAACAAUGGAGCUGCAAUCAUGGGAAUAAGGAAAAUGAUGGGUAUGAGGAAAUCAGCAAAACAUACUGUGACGGCCAUGAAGAUGCUGUUUCCUUAUGACGAGUUUGUACAGUUUUUCCAGAGUGAAGUGUUUGGCAUAUACCCCAGGGGCCUUGUAAAUUGUGGAAACAGUUGCUAUGCGAAUGCUGUCUUGCAAUGCUUAACUUGCACAAAGCCUCUUGUCGUCUAUUUUCUUUGUAGAUCACAUUCAAAAGCCUGUUGUACAAAAGAUUGGUGUCUCAUGUGUGAGCUAGAGCAACAGAUAAUGAUUUUAAGAGAAAAUGGGGGCCCUCUAUCUCCUAGCAGGAUACUUUGGCAUAUGAGGAGCAUGAAUUCCCAAAUGGGUGAUGGAAGUCAAGAAGAUGCCCAUGAAUUUUUAAGGCUUCUAAUUGCAUCGAUGCAAUCUAUAUGCUUGGAGGGACUUGGUGGUGAGAAAAAGGUUGAUCCUAGACUUCAAGAAACAACUUUUAUACAACACACUUUUGGUGGUCGUCUUCAAUCCAAGGUGAAAUGUUUGAAUUGUAAUCAUGAAUCAGAACGAUAUGAAAACAUUAUGGAUCUAACACUGGAGAUAUUGGGUUGGGUCGAAUCUUUGGAAGAUGCCCUGACACAAUUUACAUCCCCUGAAGACUUGGAUGGAGAAAAUAUGUACAAAUGUGGAAGGUGCACUGCAUAUGUACGUGCCAGAAAGAAACUCAGUAUACAUGAAGCCCCAAACAUCCUUACAAUUGUCUUGAAAAGAUUUCAGGAAGGAAGAUAUGGAAAAAUUAACAAGUGCAUAACCUUUCCUGAAAUGCUGGAUAUGAUUCCUUUCAUGACUGGAAAGGGGGAUAUUCCUCCACUUUACAUGCUUUACGCUGUUGUUGUGCACCUGGACACACUAAAUGCAUCUUUCUCUGGACAUUAUGUUUCAUAUGUGAAAGAUUUGCAAGGAAAUUGGUUCAGGAUAGAUGAUACUGAGGUUCAGCCGGUGCUAAUCAGUCAAGUGAUGUUAGAAGGAGCUUAUAUCUUAUUUUACAUGAGGUCUAGUCCCCGCACUCAAUCACCAUUUUCCGGGAAGGUCGUACAGCAACAAGUUCCCAGCUCGUCGAAGCAAUUCCCGGGAGAAUCUCACAAGGCUUCUAAAUCAGGACAUAGAAGAGAUAGCAGACAAUUCAUUGUGCCAGAGCCCUCACUUAAUGCCAGGGCAGAAACCCGUACUCACUAUAUUGAUGCCUCUAAUGGCACCCUUCACAGUACCAAUAGAAAUUAUUUGCCAGUGACAGAAACUUGCACUGAAAACAUUGGCAGGGAGUUUUCAGAUGCUACAUCAAGUGAUUGGUCGCUUUUCACGAGCUCAGAUGAGGCCUCUUUCACAACUGAGAGUACUCGGGACUCCUUCAGUACUGUGGAUUAUGGUGAUUCCUGCAAUAUUGAUCAAUUUUCAUCUAUCUUCAGUUACACCACAGAAAAUUCCAGAAAUUCUGUUUGUCACAGGAAGUUCUUACAUAGUAGGCCAUUAACCAGAUUCGUUCCCCAGAGUGGCCAGGCACUUGACACCAACUUAUCAAACAAUCCUACAUCUGACACCGAUUCGUUGAGCCAUCCUCUUGAGUGGGAACGGCGAAUGAACCAGUCAAAAAGGGCCAGCCAUUCUUCAAUUGAACCUCCUUCUAGUGGCAACUGUGGUAGGUAUGUAUAUUAUGGGAGUACUAACCCCAUUGCCAGGACUUACAGUCAUUAUGAGCCCUAGCUCUUGAAAAUUCUGCAGGUUGUAGUUGUAGGUGCUAUGCCUCAAAAUUUUCAAUAUUUAGUUGAUUGAGGCAUAUUAGCUCUUCUAAACAUACCCUUCUUCUUCUUUUUUUUUUUUGGUUAUUGAAAAUUGUAAAGAUGACAGUGACAUUUCUUGGGCUUAUCUGUUUCCUUGAAAGUCAUUUCUUCAUAAGCUUAUUGGUUAUCAGGCAUGUCUAGGGCAAAAUAUGCUUAUGGUGAUGAGACAGUGAAAUGUACAAUCUUACAAUGUUUCUAGUUGAGUAGUUUCUGUGGUUC